GGAGGCUGCCCACUAUAGCGACAAUAACAACAACAGCUAUGGCUACGACGGCUCUGGUCAGUUGCAGGCGCUGGUGCACAGCGCCUCCUGCGGCGACGCCGCCGCCUCCUUCCUGCAGCAGCUCCUGCUGCCUGUCUCCGCAUCCACCGGGUCAGCUGAACUGCAGUACAGCGGCAAACUGCCACGCAUGGCCUCCCCAACGGCCGCUGCUGCCCUGUUCGGCUGUCUCCCGGGCAUUACAACUGCUGCUGGUGUUGGCGGCGGCGGUGGUGUGGGUGGUGUUGGUGUUGCCUUACCCAUUUGUGGGGCUAGUGCCUGGGAUCUGGAUUUGGGUUGCGGUGCUGGUGCUGGUGCUGUUGUUGUUGUUGG
Molecule: messenger RNA, 369 nt
Organism: Astrephomene gubernaculifera
Lineage: Eukaryota; Viridiplantae; Chlorophyta; Chlorophyceae; Chlamydomonadales; Astrephomenaceae
Source: the annotation of a GenBank genome assembly